Suillus subaureus is the source of this 1482-nucleotide messenger RNA. RefSeq lists its product as uncharacterized. The record is from RefSeq and is a predicted model, not a curated record. Bases 1 to 1482 code for a protein of 493 amino acids. The transcript is spliced from 7 exons. NCBI's taxonomy places the organism in Eukaryota, Fungi, Basidiomycota, Agaricomycetes, Boletales, Suillaceae.
AUGACUGCAGCAAAAUCUGCAGGAAAUCAUGCUGUUAUCAGUAGGGUACUUCCUCAACCCAUCUGCGAUUUCUGCAUCCCUGUCAGCAAGGCCAAACUCUCUAUGGACCAGUGGGAUGCAUGUGCACCUCACAGGGUUUAUUAUGGUGCUCUGGAACUGAUAAGCUAUGGUGCAGGGGAUGCUGGCCAGCUUGAAUUUCUGUGGGUUCCUGCUAUGAAGGACCAGUGGAUUCUCAGCUAUGUGCCUCUCCCUACCAGUUAUCAGUCGUCCUGGGUGUAUCUUUGCUACUGUGUAGAAUACUGGCUUGCAAUGUGGAAAUGUUGGGAUGGGGAGUCAAAGAAGAAUCAAAAGCAGAAGAAUACAAAGAUGCAACAAGAAAGAAUUGUGUUGGAGGAGUGCAUGGCAAAUGGUGUGAAUGAUGGGCAGAUUAAAUCACUUGAUGAGUUCCUCAUUCACAAUCACCAAGACUGGCUAUUUGUGGAGUUCAAUGAGCUGCCUGACAAUGCAGACAAGUAUUUAGAGGCCAAUCCCCUGCACAUGGGGAACAAGAAGAUGUUUGACAUGGGCUGUGGCAUAAAUGUAGAUGACAUCUCGAUGAUGCUCGGUGGGACAGACAAUGCAUGGAUGUCCAAGGGACUUGACCUCUCAGAAAUGUUCAAGAAAGAGAUGGAUGUGGCCCUCAAGCAGCUCAAGAAGGGGGGGGAAGGGAUUGACAUCGCAUAUGAUGCAAAUGCAGAAUUGCCAGACAAGUGGCAUGAGGCCCAUGAGCCUCCAAUUCAUUGUCAGAUUCACCUUGAUGAACCCCUGGUCUUUUUGUACCAUUGCUUGUGGGUGGAGGAGGAGAUCAAAUGUGAAGAUUUCCUAAAGGAAAUUAUGGACAUGAUGGCCAACAACAAGACACAACACAAGUGGUCAUCGCAUGUUGAACAGCUGAUUGAUGGCGGGAUGACAUGGGAUGGCUUUAGUAAUUUAGUCACUGAUGAGUUGGAUUUGGAGCUGGAUCGGCAGGCUAACACAAUGGGUCCAGAUGGUCAUGAGGAGGCUCCCAUUGGAAGUGACAGAUUGCCUGAGGUCAUGGUUACACUGCCCAUGACUAAUCACACAGAUGAUAUACACAAACCAUCACCUGGUCCCUCCUCAGUGGCUCAACCAAUUCCUCCUGCUAAAACUGUUCCAUCCAACAUGGGCAUGAAUCAGACUGAGACACCAUCAGUUCAAGAUACUCAAGGAAGGAGGCAUGGCUUCAUUGAAGCACUGGAUGAGAUGGACAUACAUCCCAACUCACCAUCAGAUCAAAUUUCUCAAUUCCCUGCAGCACCUGAGGAAGAUAGCCAAAUGACCAGCGAUGAUGACUCCAUAUCAGAAUCACUUUUUUCCCUGGUGAAUGUGCAACAGGCUAUCAGGUCUUACAGCCAUGUAUCAUAUCCCACAAUCCAGACCCACAUUCCAUCAUAUUCCCACGCCUUCCAAGCCUACAUCUAG